Parasteatoda tepidariorum (common house spider) is the source of this 819-nucleotide messenger RNA. RefSeq lists its product as uncharacterized. Lineage: Eukaryota; Metazoa; Arthropoda; Arachnida; Araneae; Theridiidae. The record is from RefSeq and is a predicted model, not a curated record.
AGCCUAUUUCUGAUAAGAAAUAUUAAGAAAAAAUCCCAAUUCGUUGCUCUUACACAUACUGUCAAAUGAAAAAUUUGAAAUAAUUCUGCUUCGAGCGAUUUUCUUACAAAAUGAUAAUAUUAAUUAAUUUUGUUCUGAUUGGUAUUAUCCGCUUAGGAAGUGCUCAACUUUGUGAACAAGAACUUAAAAAACAGUACUUAAUUCCUGAUGUUAUUAAAUCAUGUGAUUAUGAUUUAGAGGUAGUAUACAAUGGCAAUACAGUGCUGAAUUGUGGUGAUUAUAUUUCAUUUUAUCAAACAGCAAGAUCCCCUCUUCUAAAACUUAAUGUUUUAAAGAAGUGUAAAUAUGUAACAUUAGUCCUGUUUGAUCCUGAUUUGGCAAUGCUGCAAGGCUUUGUUCAUUGGAUAGUUCACAACAUACCUACCAGCCAAAUAGAAAAUGGUUGGGAAAAAGGAAACAUGGGUGAUACAAAAUUUUCAUAUGUGCCUCCUAUUGCUCCUAUAAAUUCCCACAGAUAUGUGUUUUUGUUAUUUUGCCAAAAGAAUAAAAUGGUGGUGGAGCCAGAAAAUAAAUAUGAAUCAGGUGCGAGUAGGAUGUUUUUUAAUGCAACCCAAUUCCAACUGAAGCAUAAAUUUCAAAAUCCUCUUGCCUGCAAUUUUAUGGAAGUAACACUCACUUAAAAAAAAAUUCAAGCAAUUAUUGUACACAUUGAAGAAUCUAAAUAAUUUCUUUAUUUUUGAUAUUUUUAGGUCAUUUCCUAAAAAAUGUAAUUGAACCAACGCUUGUAUUGUGGAUCACCAAAUAAAAUGAUGGAAAAUA